Messenger RNA from Polypterus senegalus (gray bichir), 1782 nucleotides. RefSeq names its product perilipin 3 (gene plin3). The transcript has 7 exons. Gene Ontology annotation, cellular component: cytosol; lipid droplet. Bases 166 to 1503 code for a protein of 445 amino acids. The record is from RefSeq and is a predicted model, not a curated record. Gene Ontology annotation, biological process: positive regulation of triglyceride storage; lipid storage. Lineage: Eukaryota; Metazoa; Chordata; Cladistia; Polypteriformes; Polypteridae.
CGUCACAACCCCAGCCGCUCUCAAAAGUUCUUCGGGAAGAAGUUUUGUACUCGGCCGUUCAAGGAACUGAUUGCGUGGUAGAAGAGGUCAACACCCCACGAGCAGCUCCACAACAGACGUUUUCUUUCUAAAGACACAUAAGAAAUCCUCUUCAGCACUGUAAGAAUGGCAGAUAAGCAGGUUGAGCCCACGAAUGGGCAGAAUGAGAGAGACCUACAAGCUGAAGAGACUCUAAGCACCGACUCCUCAGGGGAACGCCAGAGUUUGGUCAGCCGAGUGACCAACCUGCCACUGAUUAGCUCCGCUUAUGACAUGGUGGCCAGCACCUACUCCAGCACCAAGGAGAAUCACCCCUACAUCAAGUCUGUGUGUGACGUGGCGGAGAUGGGCGUGAAAACCUUGAGCGCUGCUGCAGCCAGUGGCUCUAAGCCACUCCUUGACAAGUUUGAACCCCAGAUUGCCACCGCUAAUGAUUAUGCUUGCAAGGGUCUCGAUCACCUGGAGCAGAAGCUGCCCAUCUUAAAGGAGCCAACUGAGAAGGUUGUUGCCGAUACCAAGCAGCUUGUGAGUGGGGCUCGAGACUCUGUCACUCGGACGGUUUAUGGAGCCAAGGAUACCGUAACCAGCACUGUGACCGGUGUGGUAGACAUGGCCAAGGGGGCGGUUCAAGGUGGUGUUGAGAUGACCAAGUCUGCAGUCGGCGGAGGGGUUAACACUGUCAUGGGGACAAGAAUGGGCCAGUUGGUGGUCAGUGGAGUCGAUAUGGCACUUGGUAAAUCUGAAGAAUGGGUGGACUACUACCUUCCCAUGACAGAAGAGGAACUGGCCCAGCUCUCCACCCCUGCAGAAGGCUCGGAAGUGGUUCAGGUGGCACCUGGUGCUGGUCAGCCAAGCUACUAUGUGCGUCUGGGUGUGCUUUCCAAGAAGCUUCAAACACGGGCACUGCAGCACUCUCUUGGCAAGGCUGGGCAGGCACGGCAGAACAUGCAGCAAGCCCUAGUCGACCUGCAUAGUACCAUUGACCUCAUUGAGCUCACCAAAAAGGGGGUUGACUCUGCUAGCCAAAAACUGAGUGAGACACAGGAGAACUUGCACCAGAAAUGGCAGGCAUGGAGUGGCAGGCAAGCCAGUCCACCAGAGGAUGGAGCUCCCAAAAAUGAGCCCCUGGAGUCACGCAUACUGACCAUGGCCCGAGGACUUAGUGGGCAGCUCCAGAGUGCUUGCCUUGGCGUGGUGUCCAGUGCACAGGGCCUGCCACAACAUGUGCAGGAGCAGCUGGCCCAGGCGAGGCAGGCUGCUGCUCAAGUACAUGGCGCCUUCAAUUCAGCUACCUCCUUCAGUGACCUGUCAACACCAGUCCUAGCCCAAAGUAGGCAGCAGCUGGCACAUGUGCGUCAGUCUUUGGAUGGGGUGGUGGAAUACCUGAAACACAACACGCCUCUCAACUGGCUGGUAGGGCCCUUUGCACCGCAAAUCACUGAAAAGCCUGAACAAGCCCAAUGAGGGCACAAGUUUGUGAAAAAGAUCGAUUUUUGUAUUGUACUUACAACAUUUCAGUAUUCUGUCGCUCUUGAUAGGGUUAUUAAUCAAAUAUACCUGCUUCUAGUAUUCACUGCUCUUCUAAUCAGCCUGGCGUGCCUCACUGCUUUCUUAGCUCUUGGAUUGGGAAGCUCAUGAGCGUUGAUCUAGUGCCUUACAGCGGCAGCUUUCAAUUAGGAAAUCUGAGGCUGGAGAGGGUUGUGAGUGCCCGUAUUUCAAUAAAGUCUGUUGUGAAUGUAAAAA